AAAGCUGGCCUUAUUUAAUGCGAGUCUGUGAGCACAGGCCAUCAUCUAUAGGCUGCCACUUCUCUCCUUUCAAUACCCAUACUGCAGCAUCAUCACUUCCUUGCAAUGAGCUCCAAGGAACCAGAAAUACCCUCCUUCUCUUCCCCUUGCCUCUCCUCCAGAUGGUGGUCCAAAGACACAGUAGCUAUAGUCACAGGUGCAAACAAGGGCAUAGGGUUUGCAUUGGUGAAGAGAUUUGCAGAGUUAGGACUGAGUGUUAUCCUAACGGCUAGAGACAAUGGGAGGGGACUUGAAGCAGUGGAGGCUCUCGUGGCUCAAGGACUCCAUGUGCACUUCUUUAGGCUUGAUGUUUCUGACCCUGCUUCCAUUCAAUCCUUUGUUUCUUGGUUCAAAGACAGAUUUUCAGCCCUGGAUAUCCUGGUAAAUAAUGCGGGAGUAUCAUUUAAUGAGAUCGGUGAAAACUGUGCGACCAUGGAGCAUGUUGAAACGGUGGUCAACACCAAUUUUUAUGGAACAAAGUUGCUGACUGAGUCCCUCUUGCCGUUUUUUCGCUAUUCCUCAAGCCGGAUACUCAACAUUAGCUCUCGACUUGGCCUAUUCGAUCAGAAGCUCAAAAACCAAAAGAUAAAGGAGAUACUUGAAGAUGAAGAGAGACUAUCUGUAGAACAAAUCGACAGCAUUGUAAACCUUUUCCUUCAAAACGUAAAGCAAGGAACAUGGAAAACCCAAGGCUGGCCGGAAGUGUGGACGGACUACGCGGUGUCCAAACUCGCGCUGAAUGCUUAUUCCAAGGUGUUGGCGAAGCGAUACCAAGGUCGUGGUUUGAGUGUCAACUGCUUUUGCCCCGGCUUCACUCAGACCUCUAUGACUCGCGGAAAGGGAACUCAUUCGGCUGAUGAUGCCGCGGAGAUUGGGGCUAGGGUAGCUUUGCUUCCGCGGGAGGAUUUAUCGACUGGAAAGUUUUACAUUGCUAGGAGCAAUGUCGUUUGCUCUAAGUUGUAGAAGCAUGUGCCUCUUAAUGCAUGGGUUUUAAUUUUCUCAUUUUUUUUACGUGUUAAUGUUUGAAAAAUAAUUUGUAAUCCAAAUCAAUCAUGAAGCGAUCGACGUGAGGAAUUUUCCACUGCAAAUUUGGAAUUGUUCGAGCAGUCUUGUUUGUUCUUAAGGUGUAGAAUGAUGUGACUAUUAAUGGGUUUGUAAUUUUUUUUUUAGAAACGAUCCUUGUAAUUAAAACAUUCAAUUUUCA
This is a messenger RNA of Rhododendron vialii, 1243 nucleotides long. Its product is annotated as (+)-neomenthol dehydrogenase. The record is from RefSeq and is a predicted model, not a curated record. Lineage: Eukaryota; Viridiplantae; Streptophyta; Magnoliopsida; Ericales; Ericaceae. The transcript is spliced from 4 exons. Bases 106 to 1002 code for a protein of 298 amino acids. Gene Ontology annotation, cellular component: membrane.